UUUUGGUACAAAGUUUCUAAUAUGCUUCUCUUCUCAUCGAUGCAUGUGAAUAAAUAAGUUGAUUCAAACUACCACUUUGAGAAUAUUUUAACUAAGUUUGGUAUGUACUCUCUAUUAAGAGGUUAGAGGUUUAAUCACUCAAACUUCACUUUGUUAAACCCUAAUUUUAAAAACAGAUCAAAUCUCAUUCUUAAACUUCACUUGUGAUCCAAAAUAUUUUCAAAUUACCUGUUUCCAUUCUCAAAUUUCAAAUACACAAUAGAUAAUUUGUGGGUUAUUGCCAUUUGUGGACGUUUUUCAUAGAAGAGAACUGUUUUGUUUCCCUCUAUUGUAAGAGUGGAGAAUCAAACAAAAUUGGCAGAAAACUUUUUUUUUUUUUUUUUAUAUUCAGUCCAUUUAAAUUUAUACCAUAACAAUUAAUCUUGUUUUUAAAUACUCAAAAUUCUUAAUAUAUUACCAUUUAUUUGUUGAAAUAAAGCAAUUAACAUUUUGCAGAGAGUUUUUAGAGUACUGAUGUUAUAAACCUCAAUAUGUAAAAUUGUCUGGUUAUUUUCUACUUUAUCUUGGCUUGAAUUUUCCUUGAAUGUCUCGUUCAGAUCCACGUCUCCAAGUAAAACAAAUGCCUGAAUGAAUUUGGCUAAGUCUUCUCAAACUCCAAAUAAUUUUUUUUUUGUUCCUAGUGGGCUUUAUUAAUUUAUUUAAAAGCCAAUUAUAUAUGUACAGCAGGUCUUUCUCAGUUUGACUUGUUUAAUUGCUACCUAUUUCUCCCUUUUUUUCUAUCAUCUCUGCCAUGGAAUCUGUCAUUUCAUAGAUGUUCUGCUCCCCUACUGCAAGCAAAAGCUGUUCUUUUUUUUUAGGGUCAAGCAAUAACCUUUGUGAGAGUGUUUCUCUUGUAGCCUGAUGGUUUAUUUUCUCUGUUUUUGCUAUCUUCUGAAGAGAUGAUCAUCAACCUGAAAAGGAAAUAAAUUUCAAUAUUGAGGUGGGUUUCAAAGAAAAUAAACAGAGUGGGGAAGAAGAUAGAAUAACAAUCUGGUUUGAGGAAGAACAUUGGAGAACAGUUUAGUUUGUUUGUUGAAUCUCAGGCCUUCAUGGAAGGUGAAAGUCAAGAAUCUAAUAAUGCUUCAGAAGCCAAGUCAUCUACAGAUGUUUUCAGGCCAAGUAGUAUGGGAGUCAAGAAAGCACUUACUAUGAUACCUCCUCAUAUCAUAGCCGAGGCGAUUUCGACAAUCACUGGCCUUGAUCUCAGAUGGUCAGGUCCUAUAACACCAGCAGAAAGGCAAUAUGUAGAACAAUAUGUAUUGGCCAAGUACCCACAGUAUGCAGGCUUAGAUGGAGAAAAGAUAGAUCUCUCUUGCCUUUGCAUCAAUGAAGAGCCAACAGAUCAAAUCAUGGCUGAUGAUUGGCGAAAGUCGCCAAGAAAUAUUCCGAGAGAGCCUUCGACGCUAUCCUUUGGAAGCAAUCUCCCUAACUUGGAGGGUACACAACUGGAACCUUCAAGAUUGUUAGACAUUCUCAACAAGAAGUCUUCCUUUCCAGGAAGUUUCAUCUCCAUUCCAGAAAUUCAAGCUCAAAACAAAGUUCUAAAGCACUGUGGAUUGCCUGAUGAAGAGUAUCUUGUUCUGUUCACUCCAAGCUACAGGCAGGCCAUGAUGCUAGUAGGAGAAGCUUAUCCAUUUUUUAGAGGAAACUACUACAUGACAGUUAUAAGAGAAGAACAUGAUUGCAUUAAAGAGUUUGCUAGUUUCAAGGAAUCCAAAGUGAUAGAAGCACCAGAAACUUGGUUGGAUUUGAGGAUUAAAGGAUCUCAACUUAGUCAGUACUUCAGAAGGAAGUGCAAGCACAGUCCAAAGGGGUUAUUUUCUUAUCCAGCUGACGUAAAUGGGACUCGAUACUCGCUGCAUUGGGUUUCUGAGGCUCAUCGAAACUCCUGGCAUGUCCUUCUGGACGCAACUGCGUUUGUUGUUGGUGGGGAACGGUUAAACCCUCUUCUACACAGGCCUGACUUUGUGUUAUGUAGUCUUGAUAAUACACAUGCAAGUCCCUCGAGGAUUAUUUGUCUUUUAAUCAGGAAGAAAUCCUUUGAUACUACAAUGGCAUCAUCCCAAGCAGCUGAAUGAUUAGCAGUUUGUUAUAUGACCAUGCUGAAGAAUAUGUUUAGCUUGAUUGUAAUAUCCAUUCUAUGGCAUGUACCACCUCAUGACCUGUAAAAGAUUAAAAUUUCCUUGAUAUAUAUGCUAAA
This is a messenger RNA of Benincasa hispida (wax gourd), 2239 nucleotides long. RefSeq lists its product as uncharacterized. The record is from RefSeq and is a predicted model, not a curated record. Lineage: Eukaryota; Viridiplantae; Streptophyta; Magnoliopsida; Cucurbitales; Cucurbitaceae.